Messenger RNA from Macrosiphum euphorbiae (potato aphid), 291 nucleotides. The record is from the annotation of a GenBank genome assembly. NCBI's taxonomy places the organism in Eukaryota, Metazoa, Arthropoda, Insecta, Hemiptera, Aphididae.
AUGGCAAAGAGUGCAGCAACUUGUCCAACACGUUUGGGCACGAUGGAGCAAGGAGUAUUUGGGGCAACUACAAGAACGAAACAAGUGGUCCAAAUGCAGAGGACCAUCCAACCUGGGACGAUGGUGUUAAUAAAGGAGAAUAACUUACCUCCUUUAAAGUGGUUAUUAGGCAGAGUCACAAAUGUUCACCCAGGACCUGAUGGUGUCAUAAGGGUAGCUACGGUGCAUACGAAUUUGGGAUCAAAAAAGCGAGCUGUUCGGUUAUUAUGUCCAUUACCCAUAGACACAUGA